Molecule: messenger RNA, 2798 nt
Organism: Phasianus colchicus (ring-necked pheasant)
Lineage: Eukaryota; Metazoa; Chordata; Aves; Galliformes; Phasianidae
Source: RefSeq, a predicted model, not a curated record
GCCGUUCCGCGCUUCCGCCCGCCCGCCCGGCGCCAUGGCGGCGAAGGGGGCCGCGGCCGGCGCCGGGGUGCUGCUGGUGACGGCCAACGUCGGGUCCCUCUUCGACGACCCAGAAAACUUGCAGAAGAAUUGGCUUCAGGAAUUUUAUCAGGUUGUUCAUGCACACAAGCCCCACUUCAUGGCUUUACACUGUCAGGAAUUUGGAGGAAAAAACUAUGAAGCUUCCAUGUCUCAUGUGGACAAAUUUGUUAAAGAGUUAUUAUCAAGUGAUGCAAUGAAAGACUACAACAGGGCUCGAGUUUACCUGGAUGAGAACUAUAAAUCACAGGAACAUUUUACGGCUCUAGGAAGUUUUUACUUUCUUCAUGAAUCUUUGAAAAACAUCUACCAGUUUGAUUUUAAAGCUAAGAAGUAUAAGAAGGUUACUGGGAAAGAAAUCUACUCAGACACUUUAGAAAGCACACCCAUGCUGGAAAAGGAGAAAUUUCCACAGGAUUAUUUCCCUGAGUGCAAGUGGUCCAGAAAAGGUUUCAUUCGAACAAGGUGGUGUAUUACUGAUUGUGCCUUUGACUUGGUAAACAUUCAUCUUUUCCAUGAUGCUUCCAAUUUAAUUGCUUGGGAAACAAGCCCAUCGGUUUACUCAGGAAUACGGCAUAAGGCUCUUGGCUAUGUGCUUGAUAGAAUUAUAGAUCAGCGGUUUGAGAAAGUUUCUUAUUUCGUCUUUGGAGAUUUCAACUUUAGACUGGAUGCCAAAGCAGUAGUAGAGACGCUAUGUGCGAAGGCUACAAUGCAGACUGUCCGGGCAGCUGACACAAAUGAAGUAGUCAAGCUAAUAUUUCGUGAAUCCGAUAAUGACCGAAAGGUUAUGCUACAAUUAGAAAAGAAGCUGUUUGACUAUUUUAAUCAAGAUGUUUUUAGAGAUAACAAUGGCACUGCGCUUUUAGAAUUCGACAGAGAGCUGACAGUCUUUAAGGACAGAUUGUAUGAACUGGACAUCUCAUUUCCUCCCAGUUACCCGUACAGCGAGGACUCCAGCCAGGGAAAGCAGUACAUGAAUACACGAUGUCCAGCCUGGUGUGACAGGAUCCUGAUGUCCCACUCAGCCAAGGAGCUCAUUCUGAAAAGGCACUGAACCAGCUGAGCUAGUUACAUGUGCCAACAUGCGCUGCUUCUGUUUUUUCCUGUGUGCUUGGUCAUGGCAAGAACAUGAAGAUCUGUUCUGUUAUGCUGUCAGUUCCUAAAAGACCCCAGACCAUCAGGAAAUCAGUGCAGGAGGAGAUGUCAGCCACGGCUUUCUGCUCUGUGUGAGAUCCCUCCUGCUGUGCGAGCAGUGGCCAUAACUGCCGUGCAGAAAGGACUGUGCUGUGACUUCUCAGCCCUGCUGCACAGAGGUUGUUUUGCUGACCAGAUUGUCUGACUGUCGUGUGCAUAACAGUCUUACAAAUGCUGAAUUGCCCAAAGUCAUCUGUCUAUCUGUAUUUUUCUCUAUAACCAGUACAGUUUAACAGGAAGUAAUCUUUGCAUUUAAAUCAUUUUUUCUUCCAUUUAAAGUAAUGAAACCCUCGAAACUUGGUUCCCUGAAGUUUAUAACCUUCCUGUUCUCUCUCCCAUCAGGGCUAUUUACCUCAUGAUUAGACUGUUUGCUUUGCAGUAUAUAACUCACUGAAAGGCUGAGAACAUUUUUAUGUAGCUACUCACAUUUCAGUCCAGCAUACUUCCUCACACAUUAAUGUAUGUGUCCGCAUGAUAUCUUGAAGUUUCACCUAAAAUUUUAGACAAUGUGUGUAUUACGGAACAUAAUGAAAAAACAUUAUAAAGCCUGGAGGAAUAUAGGCUUUGUAAUAAGAACAGUAAUGUCAGAAUCAAUGUCAUUUGAUCUUCUUCUACGGAACUAGAAUAGGCAAAAUUGAGGCUCUACCCAAAAUAUUAAAGAUAGCGCCUGGCGCCCCUGGAAUUCCUCAAGAACAAAGGAUUAAAACCAUGGAAAGAGUGGCCAAUGGGGCAAGAUUUUUUUUUUAAACUAUGAAUAAGGAGAUAGAAGUGUACACAAAGGCUUGAAGAGUGUAAACAGUACAGAGGGAAAGGAAUUCUUUCAGAUUAUCUGGGGGGUAUAACUUGGAUAUAAUGGGAGAAAAUUAAACAAAAGAAAACAAAGGUAGAGCAUUAAAGAAGUUAGUAGCUGUGAGGUCAGUUAGCCAGUUUUUGGUCUCAGUGGAACAGAAAUGCAGUCAGCUGGAUCAUUCAGGGCUUACGUUUUAAAGCUGCACGCUGUUUUUUCACUGCAGUUUUGUACUUUCAAAUCAGGAGCGUGCAGUCUGGGGCAUUUCCAGAAACGUGUGUGCAAAACUACAAGUAUGAAGGAAGCCAGACUGGCAUGGGUGUGUAACUCUGUGAGCUGAUACCAAGGAAAGAGUUAGCUUAUCUGGCUCAAAAAUAAACUGUAAUUGUGGCUCAUAAAAUUUAUUGAAUAUAUUAAAUGGAAAAGAACCAAUAGAGGAAAGAGCGAAAUGGCAGUACUCAUUUCUGUGGUUUUGUGCAGCCAUCAGUAUUUGCUUUGCCACUGAGAAUGUACUUCACUGCAGAACCUUACGCUUUGAAGCUUAGGAAGGAGCUUAAGAAACAAAAAGCAAGUUUUAAUUAACUAAUUACAGUAUAAUAAAUCCUAAAAUUUAAAUGUAUAUCAAUUUUUAUAUAUUUUUGGUGUGUUCCAAUUAGCUAUUGGAAAUUCUUACGAGGGUAACUGUUUUGCUGUAUUAAUUCUUAUAGGCAAAUAAAGAGUUUGUUUUUCUGCUUUGGCA